Molecule: messenger RNA, 1472 nt
Organism: Anopheles maculipalpis
Lineage: Eukaryota; Metazoa; Arthropoda; Insecta; Diptera; Culicidae
Product: mitochondrial import inner membrane translocase subunit TIM44
Exons: 3
Coding region: 182-1471 (429 amino acids)
Biological process (GO): protein import into mitochondrial matrix
Cellular component (GO): mitochondrial inner membrane
Molecular function (GO): protein-folding chaperone binding
Source: RefSeq, a predicted model, not a curated record
CGUCAUUCACGGCCGUACAACGGGUUUUAGCGAGGAGCGCAAAGUGCGAUGUUGUAUGGCGUAAGACGAUGAAAAUUCAGCGAAAAAAACACUGAUAGUACACUUAUUCUGGGCCCAACAGCAUCAAUCAACAGUCAAUCGUUACGGUAUUGUUUGAUUCACGCCAGCAAGGAGCACCAAAAUGCAACAGCUGUACGCAACCGGUAGAAUAGUGCCAUUUCUAUUAGCCCGCACUGCCAAACAGUCAGCAGUACCAUGUUCGCUGCGUGCCUAUUCGGCCCGACGGCCCGGCUUCUUCACGCAAGUCAUCGAUAACAUUAAGCAGGAGAUGGAGAAGAACAAGGAGAUGAAGGAAAAUUUGAAAAAGUUCCGCGAGGAAGCGCAGAAGCUCGAACAGUCGGACGCACUGAAGGCAGCCCGGCAAAAGUUCAACACGGUCGAAUCGGAAGCCUCCAAGAGUGGCGAGGUGCUGAAGGAAAAUCUGGACAAAAUACGCGGCCGCAUGACGGAAGCGCUGGACGAAGCGGCCAAAACGGAUCUGGCCCGGAAAGCCGGUCAGCUGGGCGAGGAACUAAGCAAGACGGCACGUGGUGUGGGUGAAACGUUGGCCGAAAAGGGACAGGUCAUUGGGCAGUCGGGAGCGUUUCGGGGGAUUAGUGAAACGGCCAAGGUGGUGCGGCAGGAGAUGGACAACCAGAGCAUCGAGGCACGGGUAUACCGGAGUCCGGGAAAGUUGCGCAAACGGGUAGAAGUGUCGAUGGCGACCGAUCCGUCCCGGGUGGUAGAACCGAACGCGGAUGCGACCGGUGUGGAGCUGCACAAGGACAGCAAAUUCUACCAGUCGUGGGAAGAUUUUAAGAACAACAAUCAGUACGUGAACAAGGUGCUCACGUGGAAGAUGAAGUACGACGAAUCGGAAAACCCAAUGAUCCGGGCGUCCCGGUUGCUGACGGACAAGGUGAGCGACAUUAUGGGCAAUAUGUUUUCGAAGACGGAACUGUCGGAAACGUUGACGGAGAUUUGCAAAAUUGAUCCGAGCUUUGAUCAGAAGCAGUUCCUGCGGGACUGCGAGAACGAUAUUAUACCGAACGUGCUGGAAUCGAUCGUGCGGGGUGAGCUGGAGAUACUGCGGGACUGGUGCUUCGAAAGCACGUACAACAUUAUCGCGACACCGAUCUCCCAGGCACAAAAGGCCGGCUAUAGGCUCGAUUCGAAGAUACUGGACAUUGAAAACGUUGACCUGGCGAUGGGCAAGGUGAUGGAGCAGGGCCCGGUACUGAUAGUCACCUUCCAGACGCAACAGAUUAUGUGCGUACGGGACGGCAAGGGUACGGUAAUCGAGGGUGAUCCGGAGAAGGUUAUGCGGUGCCAUCAUGUGUGGGUGCUGUGCCGCGAUCCGAACGAGCUGGAUCCGAAAGCUGCCUGGCGGUUAAUGGAGAUGUCGGCGAACAGUACGGAACAGUUUGUCUAGA